Molecule: messenger RNA, 838 nt
Organism: Phalaenopsis equestris
Lineage: Eukaryota; Viridiplantae; Streptophyta; Magnoliopsida; Asparagales; Orchidaceae
Product: mediator of RNA polymerase II transcription subunit 22a-like
Biological process (GO): regulation of transcription by RNA polymerase II
Cellular component (GO): mediator complex
Molecular function (GO): transcription coregulator activity
Source: RefSeq, a predicted model, not a curated record
GCCCUAAAAUCCCUAAAUAUAUUGGAGCUGAUUUUGAGCGACCCAACACACCUGAGCAAUCGUUAAAUGUAAAUAUCCUCGCGCGGAUUGCUAAACCACGCCGGUGACCGGUUCCCGUGCGCGGUAAGUAUGAGCAAGCCCGUCGCCGGAGCCGGACCGACGGCGGGGGCCCCCGCGCAGAAGCAGAAAUCCCUUCUCCAAAGACUCGACACCGACAUCGGCAACAUAGUCGAAAACUUCAGUCUCCUCGUGAACGUCGCUAGGGUGAACGAUCUUCUCGUCCGCAACGCGCAGGAGGCUUUCCAGAUGGAGAUGCGAGCUGCCAGAAUGGUUCAGGCGGCCGAUUCGCUUCUGAAGUUGGUGUCGGAGCUGAAGCAGACGGCGAUCUUCUCCGGGUUUGAGUGUCUGAACGAGAACGUGGAGCAACGCAUCUGCGUGUUUAAUCAGCUGGAGGAGAGCACGGAUAGGUUGGUGGAGAGGAUUGGGGAGCAGGGGGCCGUUAGUCUCAGGGAACUGGAGACCCAUUAUUACUCUUCCAUUCAGAGGGUGAUAUUGUUGGUUUGUACCUUCUAGCAGCAAUAGGGAGAUUCUGUUUCUUCAGGCCGGCUUUUGUAUGGAUCUUGGAGCUACAAGGAGGCAGCGUUACAGGUUUUAAUUAGAAGAACAAAAAUUAAAUUAUAUAAAAAUACUCGGAAUUUGCAAACUCUUAAAUUUAGAUUACAAUUAUUUCGACAAAACAACUAAAGAAAUGGAGCACAGUUUUUGCCUUUCAAUUUGUAGCAGGUAGGAGGGCUAUUUAUUUAAUAAGAAGGGGCUCAGAUUUUAUGUUACGCACUAA